CUAUAUAAUUAAUUUGGAAUAAAUUAUGCUUUUGGGCGCUGUCUUAUACGUUUACAAAGGUGAAUGGGGUUUGCCUUCUAUAGAUUUGGAGUGUUUGCGCGUUUUGUGUUUAGUUAAAUUCACACGUUUUCCUGUAAUAAUUGAAACAUGUGGGAAUCCUUUACGUUCAGGUGCCGGAAAAUUGCCGUAUCUACAAAUUGGCAUUCAGAAAUUUGUUGGCUAUAAGCAGAUAAAGCAAUUACUGGAUAAAGAGAACUACGCCAUAGAUGCAAAAUUGCCAAAAAAGGCAAAAUGCCUUUCGCAAACAUUUACUACCUGGGUGUUCAGCAAUCUUAACGCUUAUUAUUAUUACUUUUUGUACGGCGAUCCCAACAACUAUGAAAUAACUAGAAGUUUAUAUGCCAAACGUACACCAUUCCCGUUUAACUUCUAUUAUCCUUCUUCGUAUCAGAAAGAGGCCCAAGACAUAAUCUUAGUUAUGGGAGGAUUUGAUAUAAAUGAUAAAUUGGAAGCUCAUGACAGAGACUAUCUGAUUAGUAAAGCGAAAAAGUGUGUAACCACUUUGUCAAAACGUUUAGAUAACAAAAUUUGGUUUUUCGGCGAUGAUUUCAGUGAAUUUGAUGCAAUUGUUUAUUCGUAUUUGGCGAUUUUAUAUAAGACAAACCUGCCUAAUAAUCCAUUAAGUAAUCAUAUAAAAGGCUGCGGGAAUUUAGUGAAUUUCAUUAACCGAAUAUCACGUGACAUCUUCCAAAAGGAAUCAUUUAAUUCGAUAAAUACAAAUAAAGACGGAGUCGAUCCUAAUGAUCCCUUAUUAACUGCUACUGAACGCCAGUUCCUAGAAUCUGAAAAGAAGACUAAAAUUUUAGCUGGUAUUGGAGCGGUACUCGCUAUGAGCGCGUUUGCUGUGUGGCGCGGUUUCUUUAAAAAGUUUUCCAGCGCUCGACAAUAUUACGAUGCAUAUAACACUGACGAUAUGAUGGACGAAGAAAUGGAGUGAAUAAAGCAACAAAACUCCAAAGAGUAUUUGUUUCCAAAACAGGAUGGCCGUUCAAUUAGCUUUGGUUUAAAUUAAGCCGAUAUAUACAUUAUAAAUUUCUUAUAAUAAUUUUAAUUUUUAGAGCCAUUUUUGGCAGCAUUUACUUA
Messenger RNA from Glossina fuscipes, 1143 nucleotides. Its product is annotated as metaxin-1 homolog. Gene Ontology annotation, biological process: mitochondrion organization. Gene Ontology annotation, cellular component: SAM complex. Lineage: Eukaryota; Metazoa; Arthropoda; Insecta; Diptera; Glossinidae. The coding region runs from base 26 to 997 and encodes 323 amino acids. The transcript has 5 exons. The record is from RefSeq and is a predicted model, not a curated record.